Spizellomyces punctatus DAOM BR117 is the source of this 979-nucleotide messenger RNA. RefSeq lists its product as uncharacterized. The coding region runs from base 75 to 749 and encodes 224 amino acids. The transcript is spliced from 6 exons. The record is from RefSeq and is a predicted model, not a curated record. Lineage: Eukaryota; Fungi; Chytridiomycota; Chytridiomycetes; Spizellomycetales; Spizellomycetaceae. Gene Ontology annotation, molecular function: hydrolase activity.
AUUUUACGUCAUAGCAAGUGUGUUAAGUCUGCCAGUCCACUGCACUCGAUCUAAUAUCAACCAAGCACUGUAUCAUGACUACAGUCGGGCACACCAUUUCAAUCAAUGCCGACGGAAAGCAACUGGAAGGAGACUUGCACCUCCCUCCUGAUCCACAACGCGGGAUUUGUGUGUUCGCUCAUGGAAGCGGAUCAAGCAGAUUCAGCUCCAGGAACCAAUACGUUGCCAGUGUUCUUCACAAAAAUGGGAUUGGGACGCUUUUGAUGGAUCUGUUGACAAAAGAUGAGGAGAGAGUUGACAAUUACACAAGGCAUUUACGAUUUGAUAUCCCCAUGCUCACCCGGCGGGUUGUAGCAGCUAUCGAUCAUCUCGCUCAAGACGAAUCCACCAAGGACUAUCCUGUCGGGACCUUUGGAGCAUCCACAGGCGGAGCAGCGGCACUCUGGGCAGCUUACCAUCGCCCUGAUCGGGUCAAAUGCGCCAUAUCCCGAGGAGGUCGUCCAGACUUGGUGCCCAAGGAAGUCUUGAGCCAUAUCACCACUCCCACGUUUUUGAUAGUGGGAGGAUUGGAUUAUGAUGUUAUUGAGAUGAACAAGGAAGCUUUUGAAGCCAUUCCAUCUACCACUGUCAAAAAAUUGGACAUUGUCCCUGGCGCUACGCACUUGUUUGAGGAACCUGGUACGUUGGAGAAGGUCGCAGAACUUGCUGCUGGGUACUUGAAGCAGUAUUUGCAAAAGAAGGAGGAGUGACACAUGCAGUUGUUCCCUCGGUGACGCAUUUUGUCCAUUUCUGCAUUUUGUUUGCCAAAAGACAUGGUUGCAUAUUGUGCGUUCAAAACCAUCGCUGUCAUGAAUUCUUUAUUUUUUUUCAAUGUUUAAUGGCAUAAAUCGUACGUAGGUAAUGGUAAAAAAAGUGCUAAUAUGUCAAACUAGAGACUACAGUGAAUCCCAACAAUGCUCUCCUCCUAUUCAAACUAGUC